Cebus imitator (Panamanian white-faced capuchin) is the source of this 3462-nucleotide messenger RNA. It is a transcript of the gene SNX29, whose product is annotated as sorting nexin 29. The transcript has 21 exons. Lineage: Eukaryota; Metazoa; Chordata; Mammalia; Primates; Cebidae. Gene Ontology annotation, molecular function: phosphatidylinositol binding. The record is from RefSeq and is a predicted model, not a curated record. Bases 16 to 2556 code for a protein of 846 amino acids.
UGUGGUCGGACUGCUAUGGGAGCACUGUGUAGAGACAGAGUAGUGUGCCCCUGGAGGAUUGUUGACAGGAAGGUUUUUCUGAGAAGGGAAUGUUUGAGCUGGCCAUCAGAAGGAUCACAGAACAAUGACAAAAGACAAUUUCUGCUGGAGCGACUGCUGGAUGCAGUGAAGCAGUGCCAGAUCCGCUUUGGAGGGAGAAAGGAGAUCGCCUCGGAUUCCGACAGCAGGGUCACCUGUCUGUGUGCCCAGUUUGAAGCCGUCCUACAGCAUGGCUUGAAGAGGAGUCGAGGAUUGGCACUCACAGCAGCAGCGAUCAAGCAGGCAGCGGGCUUUGCCAGCAAAACCGAAACAGAGCCCGUGUUCUGGUACUACGUGAAGGAGGUCCUCAACAAGCACGAGCUGCAGCGCUUCUACUCCCUGCGCCACAUCGCCUCGGACGUGGGCCGAGGCCGCGCCUGGCUGCGCUGUGCCCUCAACGAGCACUCCCUGGAGCGUUACCUGCACAUGCUCCUGGCUGACCGCUGCAGGCUCAGCACUUUUUAUGAAGACUGGUCAUUUGUGAUGGAUGAAGAGAGGUCUAGCAUGCUUCCUACCAUGGCAGCUGGUCUGAACUCCAUACUCUUUGCGAUUAACAUCGACAACAAGGAUUUGAACGGGCAGAGUAAGUUUGCUCCCACCGUUUCAGACCUCUUAAAGGAGUCAACGCAGAAUGUGACCUCCUUGCUGAAGGAGUCCACGCAAGGAGUGAGCAGCCUAUUCAGGGAGAUCACAGCCUCCUCUGCUGUCUCCAUCCUCAUCAAACCCGAACAGGAGACUGACCCGCUGCCCGUCGUGUCCAGGAACGUCAGCGCUGAUGCCAAAGGCAAAAAGGAGCGGAAGAAGAAAAAAAAAGUGACCAACAUUAUCUCAUUUGAUGAUGAGGAAGAUGAGCAGAACUCUGGGGAUGUAUUUAAAAAGAUACCUGGGGCAGGGGAGAGCUCAGAGGAGAACUCUGACCGCUCCUCUGUCAAUAUCAUGUCGGCCUUUGAAAGCCCCUUUGGGCCAAAUUCCAUUGGAAGUCAGAGCAGUAACUCAUGGAAAAUUGAUUCCCUGUCUUUGAAUGGGGAGUUUGGGUACCAGAAGCUUGAUGUGAAAAGCAUUGAUGAUGAAGAUGUGGAUGAAAACGAAGAUGACAUGUAUGGAAACUCAUCAGGAAGGAAGCACAGGGGCCACUCGGAGUCGCUUGAGAAGCCACUGGAUGGGAACACCUGCCUCUCCCAGAUGCACAGCUGGGCUCCGCUGAAGGUGCUGCACAAUGACUCCGACAUCCUCUUCCCUGUCAGUGGCGUGGGCUCCUACAGCCCAGCAGAUGCCCCCCUCGGUAGCCUGGAGAACGGGACAGGACUAGAGGACCAUGUUCUCCCGGAUUCUGGACUUCGGUACAGUGUGGAAGCUAGCUCUCCAGGCCAAGGAAGUCCUCUGAGCAGCCUGUUACCUUCUGCCUCAGUGCCGGAGUCCAUGACGAUUAGUGAACUGCGCCAGGCCAUUGUGGCCAUGAUGAACAGGAAGGAUGAGCUGGAGGAGGAGAACAGAUCGCUGCGGAACCUGCUUGACGGUGAGAUGGAGCAUUCAGCUGCGCUCCGGCAAGAGGUGGACACGUUGAAAAGGAAGGUGGCUGAGCAGGAGGAGCGGCAGGGCAUGAAGGUCCAGGCGCUGGCCAGGGAAAACGAGGUGCUCAAAGUCCAGCUGAAGAAGUAUGUAGGAGCUGUCCAGAUGCUGAAAAGAGAAGGUCAAACAGCUGACGUUGUGCCAAAUCUUUGGAGUGUUGAUGGAGAAGUUACAGUCACUGAACAGAAGCCGGGAGAAGUUGCUGAAGAACUUGCAAGCUCCUAUGAAAGAAAGCUCAUCGAGGUGGCAGAGAUGCAUGGCGAGCUGAUUGAGUUCAACGAGCGUCUGCACAGGGCCCUGGUGGCCAAGGAAGCCCUCGUGUCCCAGAUGAGACAGGAGCUCAUUGAUCUCCGGGGACCGGUGCCUGGAGAUUUGAGCCAAACAUCCGAAGACCAGAGUUUGUCGGAUUUUGAAAUAUCAAACCGGGCGCUGAUCAACGUCUGGAUCCCCUCAGUGUUUCUCCGGGGCAAAGCAGCGAAUGCAUUCCACGUGUAUCAGGUCUACAUCCGGAUAAAAGACGACGAAUGGAACAUCUAUCGGCGGUAUACAGAGUUGAGGAGUUUGCACCACAAGUUACAGAACAAGUACCCUCAAGUGAGAGCCUACAACUUCCCACCCAAAAAGGCCAUCGGAAACAAGGAUGCCAAGUUUGUUGAGGAACGCAGAAAGCAGCUCCAGAAUUACCUGCGUAGCGUCAUGAACAAAGUCAUCCAGAUGGUCCCCGAGUUUGCCGCCAGCCCCAAGAAAGAGACUCUCAUCCAGCUGAUGCCCUUCUUCGUUGACAUCACCCCUCCCGGAGAGCCUGUGAACAGGAACAGCCGGCCCAAAGCGGCUUCCCGCUUCCCCAAACUGUCCCGAGGUCAACCCCGGGAGACACGCAACGUGGAGCCCCAGAGCGGCGACCUCUGACGUCAACGGAACCCCAGCCACGGGCCUUACACGUCAUGCCAGCUGCCUCCACCUGGGCCACUGCUGCUGGCCCCUCACACCUCGGCGUGACAACCACGUCCACCUGGUGACCCUGAGAGCACACGAUCCCCACUGGUCACAUGACACCCUAAUUAAACUGGUCAUUCUCGGAGUCGCACUGUCCCAGGCCCCAGAGCAAGGCGGCGCCUCGCUGGACAGACUCGGACACGUGGUCCUCCUUUUGCCAGGGUCUGCCCUGGGCUGCAGUGGCUGUUUGGUGGCCUCCCUGCAGUUCACGGCUGGCAGGAGCAUGGGCGCCAGGUCAGGCAGGGUGCCCUCUGGUUGAGAUGCACAGCUGAUCCCUUACACGGAAAGGUUCCUGUGGAGCCAGCCUCUCCACUCUUUCCCACACGUGGACUAGCAUGACUGUUAGCCUCGCUUUUUGCUUUUUAAGGUUAUUGCCAGGUACAACUGAUGGAUGGCUGGGAUGGGGGGUUCUGGUUCCUUUCAUUGCAACCUCCACCGACAGCCAUUGGACACCCAGCAGGGUCACAGCGCUCUUUUCCAGAGACAUGUCCCCAGGGCCUUGGCAAGGAGCCAUUAGUGAGGUUUAACUUGAGUUCGGAGAACUUCUCCUACCUCCCCAUGGCUGGCUUCAGAAAGGACCAUGCCCUGGGAGCCUGAGGCCACCAUGGCCCUCGCCAGGCUUGGAGGGGACUCGGAUGUCCGGCCCAGCUGUCAGCAGCAACCCGGUGUCCACAGCCUAUCCAAAAGGCAGUGGCCUCGGCCCCACAGUCGUGAGAAACUUGGCUUAGGGAACCACCGCAGAAGGUUCCAUGAUUUUCAGACCAGGGUCCAUGUCUGUGAACUUGGACCCAGCAUGGACACUGAACAAAUCAUGUUUAU